AAUAACAAAGAAAUAAAUUUUAUUCCGGCGCCUCCACCAUUUUAAUUUUCGAAACGUUACCAACCUAAUCCCCCCAAACACUAAAUCCCCUACUCCCAUUCAAAUGUUUUGUUUGACACUUCCAAAUUCCACAAUCUCCGAAUUGUUUUUUUUUUAAGCGCCCACAAUGACUACGAGUUCCAAAAACGAGACAGUCCUGUACUCCCAACUCCAACCAUGGAGCUCCGUAGUCGCAGACCCGUGCAUGGAACAACUCGCCGGGCCCCCGAUCCCCGUGCGCAUCGGCCAGUACUACCAAACCCCCAGACCCCACCCAUGGCGACCCACGCUGGGUUACGAAAACGUAGAAGUGACCCCAUUACCCAGCCAACCCGUCACGAACUCCAUCAUAGACCCGUGCUACACCCCCUACGGCAUGGCCACCGAGCCCCUCAAGUUCCCCAAUUUGGUAACAGGGUUUGAGCGGAACCCAGCGCAUGCAGCUAGGGCGGCUUUGUACACGAGAUACACCCCAGUUGAGUGGACAAACAACAAUCUGCGGAAUUACAACGAGUCGGAUACGAAUAGGAACUACUCGGAGCGGCUCAGAGGCGAAUUUAUUAGAGUCAUGAGAGAAACCGACGAAAAGACUUCGCAAGGACAGCGCGAAGUGGGGCGCAGGCUUGGUGAAAGACUCACCGACUUGACGUUUUGGCGAAACGAAGCGCGAACUGAGCUAGAGCGGCUCCUGAGUCACAUAGAUUCGUUGCAAGAGGCCCGAAGAAAUCUCGAGAAGGCAGUGGCUGAUAUAGAGGGCCCCCUGCACAUAGCGCAGGAGUGUCUCUACCAGCGCGAAAACCGACAAGGGAUUGACCUAGUGCACGACCACCCUGAGCAAUGUCUCCUCAAAGAAGUGGAAACUUACCGCAACGCUCAAGAGAAACUUAAGUGUCUAUUUGGAAAAUUGAAAGACCAGUUUAGAAACAUCAGAGCUGCGCAGCACGAGUUGGAAACUGACGUGAGGAGCAAGGAGGGGGCUCUCGGUAUCGAUAACAUGUGCCACCAACUCAACAACUUUUCCAAAGGGAUUAAUUACUAUGGAGGGAUUGAAAAAUAUGACCCUACGGUGUCCACGCAGGCCAGCUGGGCCGAAAAUAGUAACAGGAUUGUGCAAAGGUCACAGUCUGAAAGGGGCAAAUGCGGUCAACUUGUCGCCGACACCGAGAAUUUAAUAAAUGUGGUGGCUAUUGAAGUGUGGGAUGCUUGGAGUAAUACUAACAAUGCUCUAGCUCGAAGGGCGGCUGAAACCCUUGAAGCUAAGAGCAAGCUCCAGAUGCACCUGCACCAAAUCCAACAAGAGAUUUUUGAUAUUGAGAAAAAUAUAGAGCUGCUGAAGAAGGCGAUCAUGGAUAAGAGUAACCCCAUGAAGGUGGCUCAUACGAGGUUGGAGGCCCGCACGCAUCGAAAGAACGUCGAACUGUGUAGAGACAUAGCGCAAGACAGACUUGUAAAAGAAGUUGUAGAUAUCCAAGACAGUAUUGAAUAUCUACACAGAAAGUUGCAAGAGGCGGAAGCUCAACACCAACAACUUCUAAAAACACGGUCUAACUUCGAGACUGACUUACACAACAAAGUCAAUUCAUUGUUCAUUGACAGAGAGAAAUGUAUGGGUAUGAGACGCUCAUUCCCCAUCACAGCCACAAUCAAAUACUAAAAACCAUUUAAAUAAAACAUGCGCUAAUAAAACAA
This is a messenger RNA of Zophobas morio, 1728 nucleotides long. Its product is annotated as tektin-3-like. The coding region runs from base 167 to 1693 and encodes 508 amino acids. NCBI's taxonomy places the organism in Eukaryota, Metazoa, Arthropoda, Insecta, Coleoptera, Tenebrionidae. Gene Ontology annotation, biological process: cilium movement involved in cell motility; cilium assembly. The transcript is spliced from 6 exons. Gene Ontology annotation, cellular component: microtubule cytoskeleton; nucleus. The record is from RefSeq and is a predicted model, not a curated record.